GCUCUUUCUUCCGCACACUCCGAGCCUUCCGUCGACGGUCUCGCCCUUCUGUUCCGGGUACCCGUUUAUUUCCAAACCCCUCACACACUGCAGGCUGCUUUCCCAUUUCCCUUUCUCCACCGCGUGGGGGUUGGGGAGGUGGGGGGAAGAUUGUGAAUAGCUUCGCGCUCCUUUGCCCGUAAGCAAAAUGGCGGCUCCGACUUCACUCGCGGUCACGUGUUUCGUUCCGCUGUGACGACGGGCGUACGCGGCGGUACCGCCCGUUCCGUGAGGGCGGCCCUGGCCUGACCCGAGCGAUGGCAGACAUCGAGGCAGGAUCCACGGCGGUCACUCCGCCCUCCGAGAGCGACGUGGAGUCUUGGGAAAGCGGCGGUGAGUCGCUGGAAUGUGCCGAGGGAGUGACAGCCGCAAGUGCGGGCAGGGACCAGCCGGCUGUGAAUGCGGCGGCCCGGGAGCGGGUGGGCGGCCGCCUGCAGGACAGCAAGAGCCUGGAUGGCAUCAGCCAGGUGUUGGGCGGUGUCCGAGGCCGCGACUGCAAACUGGAAGGGCGGAGGGCGACCAUUUCGAGUGCGCUUGAGCUGGAGGGGACGGUCAGCCACGACGGCGACCUCACCCACUAUGUGGCGAACAACUUGCAGCACAAGAUCAAGAUGAGCUCGAGGCAGAGCUUGGAGUCUGGAAGCAGCGUGAAAGCCAAAAGUAUGCAGAGGUUAAAAUCAGAUAUUCCACCAAUUGAUCCUGGGGUACUGCAAGAUUUGGAGAGAGAUGCAAAAGAGGUGGCACAAAAAGUUGAUCAAAUGAUGAGAGGCUUAAAUGCUACUAUCCAGAAUAUGACGGCACUUAGUGUGGGCUAUAUUCAGACUUAUCGUGAUUCAGUUGACAGUCUUGGAGAGUCAGUGGAUAUGAGUAUAAAGGGCAUGUACACACUAAUGGCCCGCUGUGAAGAGCUGGACAGAUCAAUGCAGCCCAUUCUGGUUCUAUCUAAACAGAUCCGUGAGGUCAAAAGAACUCUGGAAAUGUUUGAAACACUCUGCAAGUAAAGCCUAUUGCUGAUGUUGUUUAAUAAUUGAACUUUUAAAAAAAAACAUUAGCUGCUUUGGACGAUGUCCUGAACUGCAGCACUAGCAAAACAAUCGAGUGUUGAAGGUAAGAAGACAGAAACUGCAUUGAAGAAUAUAGCAUCUGAAGUCCCACAGUUAGCAGCACUAGAUGAUAAUGGCAUCUUCGUAUCCUACAAAGACAGAUUGUUAUGCUGCUGAACAAAACAUCAUGCAUUUGACUUGGAAAAAUUGUUUAAAUUCUUGAAUUUUAUGCCGUAACUGGUUAGGAGAUUUGCAUGUGGUCUUUAAUAAUUCAUUAUCUUUCAUUCUUCAAAUUGAAGAACUGCUGUUUUUGGACUAAUAUGAAUUUGCAAACUGCAUUGACCAAAUGACAUUUUCAGUUAGGGAGAACAUGCUUUGGAGAGCAUGCCUUGAUUAACGGUGCAGGUGCAGAGCACUGUCAGUUCACCUGUCUUAUGACUGGGAAGCACAAUCUGGAGAAAAUAUAAUAUUUAUCGUAA
This is a messenger RNA of Mobula hypostoma (lesser devil ray), 1561 nucleotides long. RefSeq names its product BLOC-1 related complex subunit 6 (gene borcs6). The coding region runs from base 297 to 1040 and encodes 247 amino acids. Gene Ontology annotation, cellular component: BORC complex. Lineage: Eukaryota; Metazoa; Chordata; Chondrichthyes; Myliobatiformes; Myliobatidae. The record is from RefSeq and is a predicted model, not a curated record. Gene Ontology annotation, biological process: lysosome localization. The transcript has 4 exons.